UAGCCUCAUUGAUCAUCACUAACAAAUACUCACUUCACUCAUCAUGGGAGCAUCAACUAAGGCAUUGUGCUUGCUAGGCAUCCUCCUCCUUUCGCUCUCGAUCUCCUCCAACGGCGCCGGCGAGUGCCCGAGAUCGACCCCGGACAACGAGGCCAUGAAGCUGGCGCCAUGCGCGUCCGCGGCGCAGGACGCAGACGCGGCCGUCCCGAGCAGCUGCUGCGCUCAGGUGAAGAAGUUGGGACAGAACCCCAAAUGCCUCUGCGCUGUGAUGCUCUCUAACAUGGCCAAAAUGGCUGGAAUCAAUCCUGAGAUUGCCAUUGGAAUCCCCAAACGUUGCAACCUUGCUGAUAGGCCAGUUGGCUACAAGUGUGGAGCAUACACGUUGCCGUGAGUCGUGAAGAUGUGGAUAUGAAGUUUAAUGGCAGAAGCAGUGUUGUUGAUUGUACUGUGAUUGUUGUAUCAGUGUUAUCACUUAAGUGUGUGUGCUUCCUACGUCAUGUUAAAUAAAAUAAAGUGUUUUAUCUAAA
Molecule: messenger RNA, 527 nt
Organism: Salvia hispanica
Lineage: Eukaryota; Viridiplantae; Streptophyta; Magnoliopsida; Lamiales; Lamiaceae
Biological process (GO): systemic acquired resistance
Molecular function (GO): fatty acid binding
Source: RefSeq, a predicted model, not a curated record